This is a messenger RNA of Telopea speciosissima, 742 nucleotides long. RefSeq names its product transcription factor HY5-like. NCBI's taxonomy places the organism in Eukaryota, Viridiplantae, Streptophyta, Magnoliopsida, Proteales, Proteaceae. Gene Ontology annotation, cellular component: nucleus. Bases 26 to 541 code for a protein of 171 amino acids. Gene Ontology annotation, biological process: response to far red light; regulation of photomorphogenesis; red or far-red light signaling pathway. Gene Ontology annotation, molecular function: DNA-binding transcription factor activity, RNA polymerase II-specific. The record is from RefSeq and is a predicted model, not a curated record. The transcript is spliced from 4 exons.
CUCUAUACACCAUACUUGUCUGAACAUGUCAGUUGCUGAAGCUAACAGGCCGUCCCCUUCCAGCUACGACCAGAAGAGCUCUUCUUCUUCAUGGAGGAACAGCAGCUCCUCCCUUCCUUCCCACCACGACAAGCAUAAAUUAGAGGAAAGUGAUGAAGAUCUGUUUACGGUUCCCGACGUUGAAGCAGUUCGGCCCAGCGACUCCACCAGGACCACAACUGACGUCCAACAUGGUAAUAGCUCUACCCCUCUUCCCUCCAAGCGUCGCAGGGGUCGGAAUCCCGCUGAUCGGGAGCACCGACGCCUAAAGAGGUUGUUGAGGAACAGGGUCUCAGCUCAGCAAGCCCGAGAAAGAAAGAAAAUAUAUGUCAAUGAUCUAGAAUCAAAAGCCAAAGAGCUCCAGGACAUGAAUUCUGAAAUGGAGGAGAAGAUUUCAACUCUGACCAAUGAAAAUGCCAUGCUUCGGAAGGUCCUCAUGAACACCAGGCCAAAAGUUGAUGAAAGUAUUGAGCCGAAACAUGAUCAGGUGGGGAAGAGCUGACUAGCAUUCUUCAUGUUUAUAUUAAAGUUUAUGGAGUUAUCUUUUGUGGCAGACCUCUAUGGUUAAAAUGUUCUUAAUGGACUGCCAGUCCCUAUCAUACAUGUCAUAUGCUUGAAUACGACUCAGAUAAUUUGAUUUGGCAUCAAAAGUAAUGUUAUAAAAUUUAUGGUAAUAGCAUUAGGUUUUGCAGUUGCUACCGUA